Mytilus trossulus (common blue mussel) is the source of this 5602-nucleotide messenger RNA. RefSeq lists its product as uncharacterized. The record is from RefSeq and is a predicted model, not a curated record. Bases 1304 to 4648 code for a protein of 1114 amino acids. NCBI's taxonomy places the organism in Eukaryota, Metazoa, Mollusca, Bivalvia, Mytilida, Mytilidae. The transcript is spliced from 5 exons.
GCACGGGGGGGUCUCUUCCUAUAUAAAGGUAUAUACAUAUGUGCCGCUGGAAUGGGUCCCUUUUUUGAUCCGUCAAAUAUAUCAAUGGGGUGCAAUUUUACCGAGGAAUUAUAUCAAUAGGUAGUAAUUGACCGAUUGUGAUAUAUCAAUGGGUCAUAAAUUUCAGUUUGUUGUGCAACGAUCUUCACUGAAUUUCCCAAACUCUUUGUCAUUAAAAUUUCCACAUCUGCUGAAACUUAUUUACACAAGUUUUGAUAUUGAUUAAAUUUAAUUACACUGUCACAAUUAAUAAUCUUCAGUAAAUUACCCAGAAGAUAUCGAACCUUUUGCACUAGUUGCGUCACACAUCGAUUUAUUUGCACUUAAUUUGUUGCGUCUAUUCUCAUUGACAUUGUGUGUCUUGCUUAAUCACUUUUAAUUUGUUGAAAGAAUUUGUCAUUAUUUGAUUGCCAAAAUGAAAGACAUACGAAGCAUUGACAGAGGGAAAUGUUUAAAUUGUCAUGAAUGUGAGGAAUUUACUGGAACUGUAAGAUGUGAUUAUUGUGACUGUGUAGCUGCAAAACACAUUCGAAAACAAGAGGAGGAAGCUAUAACGGAAGAUGAAUCAAACAAACAUUUCAAAUUGGACACUUUGGAACAUAGUGGUCAUAGUGAUGUAGGAUUAACAUCACUGACGAGUGGGAUCGAGAAUUUAGAAGAAAACUGCGUAGAAGAAGUUUCAAAUGUUAAUGAUAGCAUUUUCCAUGAUGGGAUUUCAAGAUUGGAGAGUCUUAUUAGUGAACUAGAGAAAGAAGAAAAUGAAAAAUUCAAUGUAAGCUGUAAAUUUAAAGUUGUUGAGGAAGAUGGAAAAUCUAUGUUUUCUUGCUCUCUUUGCAACAAAAAUUACAAGUUGGGAGAUUUUGGAAAGAAAAUCCAAAAUGUUAAAUUUCAUGCCAGUUCAAGGGGACAUUUGGCAAAUGUUUAUGCAGUUGGGAUGAACGAGGAAAUUGAUUCAACCAUCAAAACUAUGUUUGAUGCCAUUGAAAUGGAACUUGGCAAAGGAAUUUUUCUUCUUAAUCGAAAGAAUGCACAUUGUCGCUGCUGCAAAAUUGACAUAAACUUGGGAUGCAGAGGAAAUCCUGUCCAGAGAGCCAGGGAACAUGCAAACAGCAGAGACCAUAAGGAACGACAGGCUAAGUUUCAGACUAACAAAACUAGAGACAUUGCAAGCUUUUUCAUUAAAGGUAACUUGAAUGAAGAGAAAACCAGUUGACUAGAUGUGACAAAGUGUCAAGGAUAUUAUUUAAAUAAUACAACAUAUAUCAUGGCAUCAGGAGAGGAACAGUCUUUCAAUGUUAAAUUAUUAAUCAAUGACGUUAAAGUAGGAGAAGACGACAGCAAAACAAGCUGGUAUCCUUUGCCGUUUGUAACUGUUAAUUUAAAGAAACAUACAACAGAAUUUAAAGGAACAUUUAAGCAUGUUAAAUGUACUGGUUAUGUGAUGAAAGAAGGAAACAUAUGUGAGCUGUGCAAAGGUAUACCUACUUUGCCAUCCUUCAAAAAGAGGUUACUCUUACGUACUCUCAACGUAAAUGAUGGGAACAGGGACUUAACAAAGGUUCGUUUUGAUUACAUGACUAAAACAGAACAACUUAAUUUACUUCAAAAGAAAUCUGAAGAACUUAAAAAGUGUCGUUCAGAUGCAUUUUUUCUUAAAAGCAAACACAUUCGAUUAAAAUUACGUACAAGAACACUUAGAGAGAAAUUGACAGAAUUUAGUUCAAGAGGUGACAUUAAGGCAAUUUGCCAUAAGCUAGUAAAAGCUGAGGAAAAGGGAAUUUUAGACAACAAAAAUGUUUUCCUUGAAACAAUUGAAUCGAUUGCCAACAAUUUCCAUGUGCAAGGACCGCACGGGAAACGAUAUAAGUCUAGUACACGAAAAUUUUUCGAAGCACUGUUAAUCAUGGGAGGUCCGAAACUGGCAAACUUUGUUGCAAUUAACUUGGAAGGGCCAAAUCUGAAUACCAUGUAUCGAUGGCGGAAAUUGCACACUUUCGAAAUGGCUCCUGGAAUACAAGAAAAAAACUUUGUUUACUAUUCAAAACUAGUAAAGGGUAUUAUGGAAAUUUACAAAAUACCACGAACUCCUGUUUUAGCGGCAGAAGAUGAGACAGCUAUUGUUGGUACUGUUAUGUAUCACCAAGAUAGAGAUGAACUUUUGGGGUUUUGUGGACCUAAAGACAACCACAAAUGCAUGGAGAAUAAUCACAUAAAAGUUGGCAACGACCGUGAUGCUUAUGACCGUUUGGUAAAUGCAUUUGACAAGAACAUUAUUGGUAAAUAUGCAAGAGUUAUAUUACUUAAUCCUUUGCAUGAAAAGAUUCCACAUUUAGUAGCAUUACUUAUGCCAACAUGCAACCGAUUCACUCAUCAUACUGUAUACCAUCAGUGGCAAAAGGUACAAAAUUUGUAUGAGCUACAUCUGGAACAUGAAUUAGGACCGCUUAUAGGUAAUAGUUCUGAUGGUGACAGCAGGCGAAGAAAACUGCAUUUACAACUCAUGACAUGUACCGCAGGAGACAGAUUCAGACCUAUUGGAAGACAUCUUGGUUUUAUAUUUUCAGCUAGGAAAGAAGUGGUUGAAAAUGGUUAUGUAAUAAGAGAAAUUGGAGAUCAAGACGUAAUACAUAACCAUAAGAAAAUCAUAAAUCACCUUGAUCAUACAUCAAGAAUGCUACAUAUUGGACCAGAUUUGCUUGUACAUAUGAACCAAAUCGAGCUGGUUAUGAGAUCAUUCCCUGUUUUAGUGCACGGGUUGACACGAGAUCAUGUACGGAGAGAUCGUGAUCGUCAAAACUGGAAAGUAGCACAGGAGUUAUCAUUUCAGAGGGUGCAAGAUUGUCUCAAUGAUCUAAUUAAUGGAAGUGACGACCGUGCUCCUAUUCCUUCAGUCAAAGGAACUAAGGCCUUUCUUUAUGUGGUACAUCAGUAUGUUGACAUUUUUUUCAGUCCGAAAGCUUCGCUUGCUGAACGUAUCUCUCUCGCAGGAUUUGUCACACAUUUUCUAGGAAUUUGGCGGAAUUAUGUUUACCUUAAUCAAGCACUUACUCUGACCUCCAAUUUUUUGUCCCGAGAAACAUAUUGCGACAUAUUAAUUUCAGUUCACUUUGCAGUAAUGCUUAUUUGCUUCUACAGAGAUAAUUUUCCAAACAGCCAAUGCUUACUCCAUCUAACAGGGUCAGAUUGUUGCGAAGACUUCUUUUCAAAGAAUGGCCAGUUUGUAGGCAACCAUCAUGUGUAUCCAUAUGGUCAAAUGUAUCGCAAUGUAAGCCAUAUGAUCCGACUAAGUCAGAUUGAAGCUGAUGAUAAUGCCCCAAAGUUUGCCAAAGCCCACAUUAAGCAGGAGAAUGUAUGGAAAAGUCAGUAUCCUGGAGGAGUAACAUGUUCCUUGAGAGACUACCCUGCUUUAGGCGAAGAAAUUUCUGCAUGGAAAAUUGGAAUACGUCGUGCCCGAGAUCUUGCAAAGGAACUUGAAAUAAUUCCACGUGACCUCAACAUAGAUUUAGGGUUUGAUGAUGACGACGGGGAUGAUGAUGAUGGGGAUGAUGACGACGAUACUGAUGACAAUUAUGGAUGGUUUUAUAAACCCUUUGAUAAUUGUAACCAUGAUAAACUGUUUAAAAAUCUAUCAGGGGAUACAUGUAACAACAACAAUCACGAUUCUGAUGAAUAUUGCGAUGACGACGAUUUGGAUCCAUGUAUUGCUACGGAUGAAACUCAGGAAAUACAUGAUAGUAGUGAUGAUAGUCAAGAUGAGAACUCUACAUAUACGCCAAUGAACAUUUUUGAACCAACAAGUUCAGAAUUCAUGGAAAUGCAUGAACGUAUAGAUGUAGCAAUCAACAAUUUUGAAGAACACUCUGACCAGAAUAGCGUUAAUAUUGAUGACAGCAUACCGAGCUCUUUACAGAAACGACAAAGAAUAGACGCAACACUUCUGGUUCCAGAACAUGGCAUCCAACAUAAGUCAACUCUUGUAAAACUUCUAAAUGAAGACCCAAAUUUAUCAAAAGACAGGUUAGUGCGUGUACGACAGGCUGCCUUACCAAAUAUGGCCAAAUCGGCACAAUUAGGAACAGACAACGGCAUUAAUCUUUUUGAGGACUUCGCCUAUGCGGAUAGGAAAGCAAAGACUUUUCAAAUUGGACGCAUCCAAAGGAUGCAAAGAACAAUUGUAGCUAAAAACAAAAGGCAGUUGGACUAUAAAGAUACGGUUUCUUUUUCGGCAGACUUUUUAAACGACUUACAAAUUACAUUUUCAAAGUACGAGAGGAUAAGUGAAGACACGUACAAGAUUAACAUAUUUGAAAUAGUCUCAAUAACAGCCUCUGAUAUCAUAUGCCAUGUCAAUUUAACAUUUCAAUCUGGUGUAUUAAUUCUUUCUGCAGAAGAAUUAUCUGUUAUUGAGCAAUCAGUCGAAAAGUUAAUGAACACAAACCAUGGUAAAACAAAAGAAGGUAGAGCUACAGGACAGAAGAGAUCAGUUUCACAUCAACAUGCAUUUGAGGACUUUGACGGGAGAUUUGCUGAAGUUGUUAUCCCGACACAUUCUGAAUCGGACAAUCGCCGAAGUUCAAGGAUACGGAAGCAAAUCCACUACAUUACAUAGGUGCAAAACCACCAAAGAGUUUUCUAUUACUUAUAAAUAAGAAGAUGUGGUAUGAGUGUCAAUGAGACAACUCUCCAUGCAAGUCACAAUGUAUGAAAAGUUAACAGUUAUAGGUCAAAGUACGGCCUUCAACACGGAACGUCUAUUACUGUUUGUUAAAUUAAAUUUUUCAAAAAAUUGUGCAGAAUUUGCUUAACUUUUCAACUGAUUGCUCAAUAACAGAUAGUUCUCCUGCAGAAAGAAUUAAUACACCAGAUUGAAAUCUGCAUUGGAUUUGCAGUUGUUUUUAGAUAAAUAAAUAAAUGUUUUUCCUUAAUAAAAUAAGUACUGUGCAGCCUUAAUAAAAUAAGUACUGUGCAGCAAAAAUUUCUUACUAGAUUUUAUUCCAUGAAACAAAUGUAUAUGAAAAUAAGCUUUGCCAGAUAUCAUUAUGCAAUUUUUCUAAUUUCAUUUUUAUGUUUACAAGCAUGUUUGUUUAUGGCAUCUGUUGUUGCAUUAAUAUAUUUACAGAAAAAUUUAAAUAAAAAUGCUGCUAUUAGAAAUAUUAAUUAUAAAUACUUGCCUCACCAUAGAGCAAAAAAAAUGCAUAAAAUACAGGUUUAUUUCCUCAAAACUGCGUGUUUUUGGCUCAUAAUUAUAACCAGCUGUGAAGUCAUAUUGUUUGUGCUAUUGCACCUUGAAAACAGUGUUUUUACUUGUUAUUGUUUGAAAAGUUUAAUGUUUCAUAUAAAUUAAAGUGUAUUGUAUAAUUGAAAAGUGUUUUUGAUGUAUAAUAAGAUUGUAUAUGCAUAUAGGUACUAUUUGAGCUGAUAAAUAUAUGAAUGGGUUAUGAUUUCGCUGUGAAAUAUAUGUAUGGGUAGGGAUUUCACAAUUAUUCAAUAUAUGAAUGGGGGGUGUUUUUAAAAUCCCAGCUGCACACCUGUACCCAAAAUCCCAUGUUGAGACCCCCCCGUG